GGUCCCGAGGAACUCAGGGACAGGGACCGAACCAAUCUCAUCUCUCAGCCUGGCAUGCCAGGGUGCGGAUGAGAUUGAUCCUUUCGGUUUCCUUCUUCCCAGGGACGCACGUGGUACAGGCAGUCCCCGUAGCACAGCGGCGUGAUCUUGCCGAAACCAAGAAGCCCUAAACUUGCGCCGAGGCUGUGGUCACGCAAGAAGAGAAGGGAACUUCUACCUAAUUUGUGUCUAGGAAGAACUCCGACACGCCCAAGGCUCUCUGAUCUCUUGCGGUAGGUUCACAUAUUUCCUCAACACCUUGGCAUCCUCUUCUACCAACUCAGCAAAGACCCUAAUCCCGGCUUCCCGUCGUCUUGAAGUCACUGCCGCAGGAGCCGUCGGCUUUCUUCGUGCUCUAGAUGAGGCGCUGGUGCUGAUUCUCUCCAGCUAAUGCCCUAGCGUAGAAACAGCGCCACGUAGGUUCUUUAGUCUUCGGAGCGGAAGGGUCCACAGCCACAGUGUUUUUAUACAUAUUCUUGUGUAGCUUGGGCCGCUCUCACGACUUGGUCAGUUCUUCUUCCAUUAAGUCCAUGCACUCCUCAGGUCCCGUCGAAGCCUGUCGGCAGAUCCUAAAGCUACAGGUAGCUUUCGCGGUCUCGCUCCACCACACGGUGGAAGGUGGGCACUCGUCCUCGAAUCGUUUAACCAGCAGCUGCGCUCGGGCUCUGAACAGCAUUUCAGGAUGAUUCCGUUUGUUGUUGCAGCCUUGAAAUUUCCAGUGCGAACCGCCAGCCGCACCGAGGCGUAGCGCUUUCUAAAAGGGCAGAUAACUGACAGAUUCGUCAUAGUCCGGAUCUUCUGCUGGUGAUUUCUCUGACCCACUUCGCUUUGCUCUAGCUGCAAGUUGCAGCGGAAAUGGCUCUCCAGGGUCCUCCCGCAUCAACUAGAAGUCGGUAGAAGAGACAGACGAGGUGAAGAGGCUGCGGGACUGCUGCAGGCGCGUGGAGCCCGCGGUAUUGAACAUCGGCUCUCUGGCUUCGGUGGCUGGAUACUCAGCUUCUCUGCUGUCACGAUCCUCUGGGGAACUCCCACCAGGACUCCGACUAGGUGCAGCAAUCCGUGGGGGUGGGGAGGGUGGGGGACUAAGUCCCCGCACCGUUUACCCAGGGGAUUCCUAGGUCGCUGAGCGCUGAACCUGGAAGAGCAGAAACAGGUUCUCGAUGUGGAGCCCGAAUGAGAAUCGGGGGAGUGUCAUGUCAUGUGAGGAGCUGCAGAAACCAAGCCCGCCAGUGCUCAGAUAAACUUCUUGAGGUUUUUCACAUUCAAUUGAGGGCAUAGCUUUUGUCUGCUUUGUCCGUCAGGGGACGGGGAAGCUGGGGCCGCAUCUUGCUCUUGCCUGGGAUGCAGAAAAGUCUCAGUACGUCCGUUCUCUCUAUGUGCACUUGUCAAAGCUGACAGCCAUCUGCAAAAAGCUCAACUCUCAGAACUUGUAGAACCUUGUGGGAAAAGUCCCUGUUAGAUGAACCCAGAAAGUCUCCAAGGUCUUAUGCAAGGAGGACCAGACCUCCCUAUGCCUGAAAUUCAGGACUAUGUGGCUCAUACCCUUUCCCCUAUAGAAGAGACUGUUCAGAACUGUUGGGCAGAAGCCACCAUUGAAGAAUAUAAUAUGAUGUCUUCUUGCCAAUCAUGUACAACUCCAAUAGCUCCAGCUUGACCCCCACAUUCUUCAUUCUGAAUGGAGUUCCUGGGUUGGAAGAAGCUCACACAUGGAUCUCCUUUCCAUUCUGCUCCAUGUACCUCAUUGCUGUUUUGGGAAACAGUGGACUCCUCUACUUAAUUCAUCAUGAGGAAUCCUUGCACCGACCCAUGUAUUACUUUUUGGCUCUGCUCUCAUUCACUGAUGUUGCCCUCUGUACCACAACUGUACCCAAUAUGCUUUGUAUCUUCUGGUUCAACCUUAAGGAGAUCACUUUUAAUGCUUGUCUGGUCCAGAUGUUCUUUGUUCACAUGUUGACUGGGAUGGAAUCUGGUGUACUCAUGCUCAUGGCCCUGGACCGCUAUGUGGCCAUCUGCUAUCCCUUACGCUACACUACCAUCCUCACUAAUUCAGUCAUUGCCAAGGCUGGGUUCAUCACCUUCCUGCGAGGAGUGAUGCUCAUUAUCCCCUUCACAUUACUUUCCAAGAGGCUGCCCUACUGCCACGGGAACAUCAUCCCCCACACAUACUGUGACCACAUGUCUGUAGCUAAGGUGUCCUGUGGCAAUGUCAAAGUCAAUGCUAUCUAUGGUCUAAUGGUUGCUCUGCUAAUUGGUGUGUUUGAUAUCUGCUGCAUCUCUGUGUCUUAUACAAUGAUUCUCCGGGCUGUAGUGAGCCUCUCCUCUGCAGAUGCCCGACACAAAGCCUUUAGCACCUGUACAUCUCACAUUUGUGCAAUUGUUAUCACCUAUGUCCCUGCUUUCUUCACUUUCUUCACACAUCGCUUUGGGGGAAACACUAUUCCUCAUCACAUUCACAUCAUUGUGGCCAAUCUCUACCUACUUCUGCCUCCCACAAUGAAUCCUAUUGUUUAUGGAGUAAAGACCAAGCAGAUAAGAGAAGGGGUGAUCAAAAUAUUAUUUGGAGAGAAGAGUGUCUUGGCCUGAGAAUAAUGAACAUUAGGAUCAAAAUGUUGGAGCAUACUGUAGGGCAAGGAAAGAGAAACAGAAAUUUUCAAGAGGUCUUUGUGGGUAGGAGUCAACAUUUGUAGUAAAAAUUAUUCUAGCAGGCAAAAUUCAUGACUCCUAUUUCAUGGUAAUUAACUGAAUAUCUGUUUGAGGAAAUACACUACAUGAUGUGCAAUAAAGAAGGCAAAAGUCUUUCUUCUAUACCUCAUGGAAUAUCCCUUGGAAAAUGACCCAGAUCUGGAGAUACAUAGAAUAAUAGUUAUUAACUCUGAUAAAGCUUCCAUGGAUGCUGAGCUUUGUUGUAGGCAAUAGUGGAAGCUAAAAAGAAAGAAAGAGUGAGAAUUCCUAAAAAAUAAAGAGGCUCUAAUUCAUGAGACAAAAAAAUUACUCUUGCAAGAUUUUUAUUAUGCAUCUCAGUGUCCAAUAAAUACAUAUAUAACAAGUACAACUGUUCAUAGUACCCUGGAGUAAAUAAAUUAUAAAUAUUCAGAUACUCUAGGUUCAUUCUGAGCAGAGGUUUUAAAAAAAGAUGUGGUGAAGUUUAGAUGAGUGAAGAAGAAAUUCAGUAAGAAAUUUUGUCAACAUUGGAAACAAAUAAAUAAUGCCUGGCUUGGA
This is a messenger RNA of Monodelphis domestica (gray short-tailed opossum), 3258 nucleotides long. Its product is annotated as olfactory receptor 52N2. Gene Ontology annotation, molecular function: olfactory receptor activity; G protein-coupled receptor activity. The record is from RefSeq and is a predicted model, not a curated record. Gene Ontology annotation, cellular component: plasma membrane. Lineage: Eukaryota; Metazoa; Chordata; Mammalia; Didelphimorphia; Didelphidae. Gene Ontology annotation, biological process: G protein-coupled receptor signaling pathway.